AUUGCCAUCCUCCCUAUAGAGUGGGGUACUGCAGAUCCUCGCUUCUUUCAUCGACUGAGAACAAAGACAAAAUCUAGCAGCUUCUCUGGGAAAAGAAGACAUCCAUGUAACCAGCGUGUGGAUGCAUCAUCACAUAGAGGGCCAUCAGGACAGUCCUGCUGUAGGGGAAGUGCCAUGAUUCUGCUGUGCCUCAACUUGGGGACAUGGUUACUCUUCAUAUCAUCAGCCAAGGCUAGUCCUGCAGAUGAGAGUGCAGCAAGAGGAGGCCACACUGAUCAAGGGGACUCUGCUUUGGAUGAGAAACACCAGGAUACCUAUGGCACAUUCGCUUCUGAAUUUUAUGACUUGAGAUAUCUCUCAGAAGAAGGAUAUCCUUUCCCCACUGCUCCUCCAGUAGAUCCAUUUGCAAGGAUACGUGUGGAUGACUGUGGUAAAACUAAAGGAUGUUUUAGGUAUGGCAAACCGGGGUGUAAUGCGGAGACCUGUGAUUACUUCCUCAGCUAUCGCCGUAUUGGUGCCGAUGUGGAGUUUGAGCUCAGUGCUGACACUGAUGGAUGGGUAGCUGUUGGGUUUUCCUCGGACAAAAAAAUGGGAGGCGAUGAUGUCAUGGCCUGCGUACAUGAUGAUAAUGGGAGAGUACGCAUCCAGCAUUUUUAUAAUGUUGGCCAGUGGGCUAAAGAAAUUCAAAGAAACCCAGCUAGAGAUGAGGAAGGUGUGUUUGAGAACAAUCGAGUGACUUGUCGGUUUAAACGCCCUGUGUACGUUCCCAGAGAUGAGACAAUCGUGGAUUUGCACUUAAGUUGGUACUAUCUGUUUGCCUGGGGACCAGCAAUUCAAGGUUCUAUAACAAGACAUGAUAUUGAUGCCCCUCCGGUCUCAGAGAAUGUUGUGAGCAUUUACCGUUAUGAGGAUAUUUUUAUGCCUUCAGCAGCCUACCAAACCUUCUCUUCUCCUUUUUGUCUUCUGCUGAUUGUUGCUUUGACCUUUUAUCUGCUAAUGGGAACCCCCUAA
Staurois parvus is the source of this 1011-nucleotide messenger RNA. NCBI's taxonomy places the organism in Eukaryota, Metazoa, Chordata, Amphibia, Anura, Ranidae. The record is from the annotation of a GenBank genome assembly.